UUGCAAGGCUUCAAGAGCCGGAGCUCGCAAUACACGAUCCUUCCGACGCCCCUCCCCGACGAUGCUCCGCGCUCUCCCAUCAAUGACUUCUACUUCACGGAUUCGCCCACGCAGGAUUCGUUAGCGGUCAUGGAUGCAUGUCUCAAGAUUGGCGCGCUGCCGAGGGCACAAAAGAUAUUCCACCUGCUGCGAGAGCAGCGGCGAGGCGACCCGGUCCUUGAGCCCCGCUUAUUCAAUGCUUUCCUCAAUGCGUAUGUCAACAUGGCCACCACAAAUGCUGAGGAACGGGAUAAGUGGUUGGGCGAUGCUAUACAGCUCUUUAGUGAUAUGCAGGAGGGGAAGGAUAGGGUACGAUCCACAGCGGGAUCUUACGCU
Molecule: messenger RNA, 375 nt
Organism: Gloeophyllum trabeum ATCC 11539
Lineage: Eukaryota; Fungi; Basidiomycota; Agaricomycetes; Gloeophyllales; Gloeophyllaceae
Exons: 1
Molecular function (GO): protein binding
Source: RefSeq, a predicted model, not a curated record